AUGGCGGCCACGACCUCCAAUUACUUCCCUUUGGCGACCGAGACCUAUUAUCCUGAUGCCGCCGGCGAUGCGAGCGGCUCAAGCGGCGUUGAUAACGAUGCCGGUGCUGCUGGAGACAGCCCCGGCGCUGUCGGGCUUUCAUCCCAAGCCAUGAUUGCCAUCAUCGUGGUUGUUUCCAUCGUUGGUGCUCUCGGAAUCGGAAUGGCUGUGUUGUUUUACAUCGCCAAGAAGCGCGAGUGGAAGAUUAGGGAGACCAUGCGCAAGUCGGCCAGGAAAGUGGUUACCGCUCUCACGCCGCGGAGGACCGAGUUUCCCAAGUCAGUCAAGGAGUCGAACUCGCCACCACGCAGCCACCGCGGCCGCGCUAGACUUGACGAUGUGCCCCCAACGCCGAGGCUCCGUCCAGAGGACCUCGAGAAGGGACUGGUGCAGGCCGAGAAGAAGCGGAAGCUGAUGAGAUGGGGUCGGAAGUAA
Molecule: messenger RNA, 474 nt
Organism: Colletotrichum siamense
Lineage: Eukaryota; Fungi; Ascomycota; Sordariomycetes; Glomerellales; Glomerellaceae
Exons: 2
Coding region: 1-474 (157 amino acids)
Source: RefSeq, a predicted model, not a curated record